AUGCCCUCUUUCUCGAACCUUUUGCACCUUGUCACGCUCGCUCUGACGCUGAGCGUUGCAUCUGGCGAUGCUCGAAUGGACCUGGUGAAGCGUGAUUCAGCUUCUGACAGAGAAGCCCAUGCUGCUGUGGCACGUGCCUUCUCUGCCAGCGGUCUUGAGGAGCGCAACAUCGAACAAGGUGGUGUCUAUAGCAUUCCUCUCGUCAGGCGAACCGGAACCACCUUCACCAACAACACCCUCCUCCGACGAGGCGCACAGUCAGUCGAUGUAGACAUUGACACCUUUGCCAUUGAGCUUGGCAUCAACGGAAAGAAGUACCCUUACAAUGUCCUGACCCACUCCGACCUCAUCAUUGCCAUGAAUGUCAAAGAUGAUGCCAGUGCUUGGAACCCCGCGGCUGACCUGAAACUCAAGAAGGCAACUACCAACGGACCCAAAGUCACUAGCACCGUCGGCGGAACCGCGGCUCAGUACAAGGUCUCUGACGUGUCCAUCGGUAACAGCACCCUUCAUAACAUCGGCGUUCUGUACGGAGACCCGGCUAGUGCAAAUGACAAGGGCGAGCCCGUCGGCGACCUAGGACUUGGUCUCCCAGGAUCGACUGCUUUCCGCAACACGGCUGCUUCCAGUAUGCUCAAGACGAUCUACGAAGCAAAAGCUUGGGCCAAGCCCAUCUUCUCUCUAGCCCUGCACCGCCCUGAUGCAAAGCAGAGCGAACUGAUCUUGGGCGCUGAGAGUCAGGGGGCUAAAGGUGCCAAGCCCUUCUGGCAGUCCAGCCAGAAGAACCGAUGGGCUGUUAAUGUGUCUUUCAACGGACACAGGGGCAUCGCUGACCUCGCUACGAACACGCACUUCAUCAUCGCUCCCCCUGAUGUGGCUACCGAGCUCAUCAAAAAGGUCGGUCUCACGCCCGAGAAGAACAAAGACGGCGAGACCGUUGGCAAGCUCGACUGUGACAAGCAGAUUGGCGACACCAAGAUCGACCUCGACGGCGGGUCUCUUCUCUUCACCUCGGACUAUGGUGCUGUCAGGGACGACCCAGACGGCAACCAGUGCACUUACAUCAUCAAAGGCGUUGAGCAGGGCGACUACCCUACGCCUUACACCUUCGGCAUGAUCGUCUUCUACAAUUACAACGUUAACUUCGACUUCACCUCUGGCAAGCCCAGAGUGGGCUUUGUUCGCGCCUAA
Messenger RNA from Microstroma glucosiphilum, 1191 nucleotides. RefSeq lists its product as hypothetical. The coding region runs from base 1 to 1191 and encodes 396 amino acids. NCBI's taxonomy places the organism in Eukaryota, Fungi, Basidiomycota, Exobasidiomycetes, Microstromatales, Microstromataceae. The transcript has 3 exons. The record is from RefSeq and is a predicted model, not a curated record.